AGCGGCGAAACGUAUGUUUGCCGAGCAAGAACAGAGCGGUGGUGAGGAAAGUGGCACUGUCAAAUCAUAGGCUGACUGCAUGUUAAAAAAGACGUAGCUAAUUGCAGAUUGCGUUUUACAGCGGAAUGUUCACUCGAAGGGGCCAUGGAGACGUCAAGAAAUCUACACAGAAAGUUCUGGACCCAAAGAAGGAUGUAUUGACCCGACUGAAGCACCUCCGGUCACUGUUAGAUAUCUUUGAGAAGAGUGAAUUGAAGACCUUCUUCGAAAGCAACUGUUCUCAGAUUUAUUUUAUCUUCUAUGAAAAUUUCAUUACACUGGAAAGUAACUUAAAGCAAAAAGGGAACAAAUCUCAGAGGGAGGAGCUGGACUCUAUCCUCUUUAUUUUUGAAAAAAUUCUGCAACUUCUACCAGAAAAAAUCUACAGUCGAUGGCAGUUCCACAGUAUAGGUUCUAUUCUGAAAAAGCUUUUGCACACUGGAAACUCAUUCAAGAUCAGAUGUGAGGGAAUUCGUCUGUUCCUGCUGUGGCUGCAGGCCCUGCAGAAUAACUGUGCAGAGGAGCAGUUCCUCAUCUUCGCCUGCCUGGUGCCAGGCUUCCCUGCCGUGCCCUCCACCAGAGGACCCUGCACCCUGGAUACCAUCAUCUACAACCCUUUCUCCAACCCACCCGAUGCCAAGGUGGUGCCUGAGGAGAUCACCCCACUGGUGCCAGCUGUGCCAGGGGAGAAGCUGGCAGACGACCAGACCUGCUACAUCCUCCAAACCCUGCUCAAGUUCAUGGUUGUCCAGGCGUCUAGUUUAGAGUGGAGGAACAAAGACAACCAGGACACCGGCUUCAGGUUUCUCUUCAGUCUGUUCAAGAAGUACUACCUUCCUCACCUCUUCCCCUCCUUCACCAAGCUCACCAACCUCUACAAGCCACUUUUAGACCUCCCCCACCACAGACCAAAGCCUCUGUAUGUCCCAGUGACCCGUAACAACGAGAGCACGUUCUGUACGAGGGACCAGUACCUAGCUCCCCGUGUGGCCUUUAUCACCUGGCUGGUCACCUUCUUCCUGGACAAGAAGUACAUCAGCACCGCCACCCCCAGCGCCAAGAACGGGACGAACGAGGUCAUCCCCAAACUCAUCCAGACUGUCACUGCAGGCAGUAGCAGUCAGGAGAAGGAGAGGGAUAAAGACCGUGGUGGUAGUGAGGGGGAGCCCAACGGCCCUACAGAGCCAGAGAAGAGCCACUCUAACAGUAGCACGCUGUCUGACCGGCGCCCCAGCGACUCCAGCCUGUGCAGCAUCGACGAGGAGCACCGCAGCGUCUACGACAUGGUGCACGGCAUCCUGCUCUCCACACGGGACAACAUCAACUUCGUCAACGAGGUCUUCCACCAGGCCUUCCUGUUGCCCUCCUGUGAGACGUCAGCGACCCGGAAGGUGAUCAAGGUGUACAGGAAGUGGAUCCUGCAGGAGAAGCCAGGCUUCAUGACGGAGCCAGAGAAGAGCAGUCAGGCUGAGGUGGAGGAGAACCCUGAGCAGCUGCUCAUCACUGAGACUGACAACACACACACACCGGUGUUGAAAAGUCAUGGUCACAAGCGUUCGUCCAGUUGGGGAAGAACAUACUCUUUCAGCAGUGCCAUCAGCCGGGGCUGUCUCACUGAGGAACAGAACAGAGACAUCAAGGCUGGCAUCCAGCCCACCCUGCAGGUGUUCCUGACCAACUCUGCCAACGUGUUUCUACUGGAGCCGUGCCAGGACGUGCCCAAACUACUGGACAACCAGGUGGAGGUGUGCAAGGGGGUGCUGAGCAUCUACCGCCACAUGAUCAUGGAGCACGCCAUGAACACACAGACAUGGUAUGGCAAUGCUACAGGUGUGCUGAGGAUCACUGAGGCGGUGAUGAAGAGGCCUCAGGAGAACCAAAGAAAAGACCCCUUCGCUGAGAGCCUGGCUGCCAUCCUCUUCAGGACGAUCAUCGUGGCGUGGGUACGGGCCAACCUGUGUGUCUUCAUCUCUCGGGAGCUGUGGGACGAGCUGCUGUCUGUGCUGUCGUCUCUAACAGGCUGGGAGGAGCUGGUGACAGAGUGGGCCAGCAUCAUGGAUUCUCUGACCGCUGUCCUGGCCCGCUCAGUCUAUGGCCUGGACAUGAGCAAUCUGCCCCUGGACAAACUCAGUGAACAGAAGGAGAAGAAACAGAGGGGACGGGGAGUGGUCCAGGACUCCCAGAAGGCAGCAGCGGUGGCCAGGUCAUUCUCUCUGAGCUGGAGGAACCAGGGAGACCAGCAGGGGGUCCAGGAGCCCAUGAGGUUCCGCAGCGCUACCACCUCAGGGGCCCCUGGCGUGGAGAAGGCCCGCAACAAUGUCCGACAGAAAGCCACAGCUAAGCGAAGCCAGUCUAUCAGCAGCUGUGUCCACCUUUAUGAGGCUUGCCCGCUACUAAAGCGUCCUAUGCUCUUCACCACUGUGAAGCUCUUUCUUGCCUGGUCUUUCCUCCUCUUCUUGAACUCUUGCUCUCAACAGGCUUUCAGGAGGGCCAGCUGUCCGAGUUGGGGGAGAUGGAGACCUGGAGCUGGUGACAGCCCUCUACCACGAGCAGCAGCACCUCCGACAUCACACAGCAACUGUCUGACACCUUCCCAGGCCAUAAGAGAGCGUACUCCCCCAACAACUCCUGUGGCUCCGAUGGCAGGACGUCAGAAGGGAGGAGAGACGGCGGACCCACCCUUGAUUUUGAUCCGGCGGAGCAGCAGUCCAGCUGAGCUGGACUACCCUGUAGAGGGACACAACACAUACACAAGGCUCCAGCUCCGGAGAAAAAGUGAGAGUGUGAGCAGCGAGACGUCCAACGGGUACCUGAACGACGCUGACGCCAGCCUGCUGGCCUGGCAGGCCUUUGAGGAGGAGGCAGACACUCAGUCAGCCCAGAUAGAUGUCACAGCAGACACAGGGAGCCAGAGGAACCUGCUGCUCAGCCACAAUGAGGCCCUUGCAGGUCCCGAGUGUGCCCUCUCUCCCCACUCCGCACCACUGUCUCAGCACCAGCACCCCCCCGCCUCGCCAGCUUUGCUCGUGCACCCUGAGUGCCGGGACUGCCCCCAGCUCCUGGAGGACACCAUGCAUCAGUCUGUGUUACACAUGCCUCAGGACCUGGACAGCAGUGAGUGUCUGACUGAUGAUGUCAGCAUCAUUGCAGGCGGGAGCCUGACAGGCUGGCACGCUGACUCAGCCUUUGUGCUCUGGAGGAGGAUUCUGGGUAUCCUGGGGGAUGUCAACAGCAUCCGCUGCCCCAGGAUCCACGCCAAGGUGUUCAGUUACCUCUACGACCUGUGGCACAAAUUGGCUAAGAUCCGGGACAACCUGGGCAUCAGUGUGGAUAACCAGUCAUCUCCUCCCCGCCCUGUCUUCAUCCCUCCUCUCAGAAUGCUGGCCUCCUGGCUCUUCAAGGCCACCAUGCUGCCAGCAGAGUUCAAGACGGGGAAGCUGCAGGCCUAUAAACUAAUCUGUGAGAUGAUGACUAAGAACCAGGACGUGCUGCCCAACAGUGACUUCCUGGUCCAUCUCUACCAAGUCAUGCACAAGGGCUUCACCAGCGAGGACCAGGACGUUCUAAACACAGUGAUCCGUUCCUGUUCCCCACGCUUCUUCUACCUGGGCCUGCCUGGCUUCACUAUGCUGGUGGGAGACUUCAUCACCGCUGCAGCACGCAUCCUCAGCCACGACACCGCCGAGGCUCCGAGGAUUGACGCACAGACCGUCCUUGGGUCGCUGGUCUGUUUUCCCAACCUCUACCUGCAGAUUCCUCUACUGCAGACUGUUCCUGGAACUGAUGACAUCGUCGUUGGGAACGAGGACAUUAAGGACUAUCUGGUCAACAUCUUACUGAAGACGGCACGGAAUGAACCCUGUGAGGCAGCCAGGUGUAUAGCUGUGUGUAGUCUGGGCCUGUGGGUAUGUGARGAACUGAUGCAGAAUAAUAUUCACCACCAGGUCAAGGAUGCCAUCAAUGUACUGGGCGUAACACUAAAGUUUGGGAACAAGCCUGUGGCUCAUGUAGCCUGUGACCUGUUCCAGCUCCUCAUCUCUCACUGGGAACACCUCCAGAGACUAGAGCGCUCUCUCCCAAAGAAAAUCAUUGAGAUCUUUGUGGCUACUAUAGCAUUUCUGUUGCCGAGCGCAGAGCACUCGGCAGUGGAGGCUGACAAAAAGCUAAUGGUGUCUCUGCUGCUGUGCCUGCUGGACUGGUGCAUGGCCAUGCCCCUGAAUAUGCUGCUGGAGCCCAUCACCAUGCCCGUGCUGGAGGACUCCACAUCCCACAAGGCCCCUCUGCUCGACUACAUCUACAGGGUGCUUCACUGUUGUGUCUCUGGCUCCAACCUGCACACCCAGCAGAGUCACUACCUCCUGAGCCUGUCUGACCUCUCCACUGACUACGACCCCUUCCUCAUGCUGGGCCAGGUCAAGAAUUCUGAGCCCCCGCCCUCACACACCGCUGCAGACUUUGGCAACCUGCUCACCGUUGCCGAGGAGAAGAAAAGACGGAAUAUGGAGCUCAUCCCUCUGACAGCACGGAUGAUCAUGACACACCUUGUGAACCACCUGGGCCACCAUCCCCUCAGUGGUGGCCCUGCCCUCCUGCACAGUCUGGUCAGUGAGAACCAUGACAACCCCUUUGUGGAGUCAUCAGAACUCUCCUCUGAGGUGUUCAAGAGCCCCAACCUGCAGCUGUUUGUGUUCAACGACAGCACCCUGGUGUCCUACCUCCAGGUACCCUCGGAGCCCUCUGGUCCAGGGGAACCCUAUGACAACUCCUCCCAGGUACGGGUCAUCGUCAGGGACAUCUCUGGAAAGUACUCCUGGGACGGAGGGGUCCUCUACCGCACCCAGGAGGGAGUCAACGGCAUGCAUCAGAGGACCUCAGACCACUCCACCACCAAGCCUACCUCACCAGGCACCUCAGACCCCUCCAACCACUCCACCACCCGCUUACCUACCGCACCUCACACCACUCCACCACCAAGCUCACCUCACCAGGCACCUCAGACCCCUACAACCACUCCACCCCAAGCUCACCUCACCAGCACCUCACACCACUCCACCACCAAGCCCACCUCACCAGGCACCUCAGACCCCUACAACCACUCCACCACCAAGCUCACCUCACCAGGCACCUCAGACCCCUACAACCACUCCACCACCAAGCCCACCUCACCAGGCACCUCUGAGCGCUCCAACCCCCCUGGCUGGGACUCCCAGUCAGGCUGUGAUGAGGAGGAGGAGGAGGCUGAUGGCCUGGACCAGCUCCUAGAAGACCUGGGAUACAGCAGCCCUGAGUGCCUGCCCCAGCCCCGGCUGAGGCUCAACCAGCCAGCCCCCUCUCCCUGUGGGAUGAACCUGGAGCAGGAGGGGGCCAUCAUGGAGGCCAUCCUCAGGCAGACGCAGCAGGAGGAGGAGCAGGUGAAGAGGUGGAACGCAGACGUGAGUGUCAAGGCCACCGGCCAGAGAGAACCCGCUCACCAGGAGCCCAAAGCUCUCUUCUACUUCUGCAGACUGCUACUCAACGACCUGGGCAUGAACUCAUGGGACCACAGGAAAAGCUUUCAUCUCCUGAAGAAGAACUCAAAACUUUUGAGAGAACUGAAGAAUUUGGAUUCCAGGCAGUGCAGGGAGACACACAAGAUCGCUGUGUUCUACAUCGGAGAGGGUCAGGAGGACAAAUGCUCCAUCCUGUCCAACAGCGCAGGCAGYCAGGCCUACGAGGAUUUUGUGUCUGGCCUGGGAUGGGAGGUGGAUCUAGCCACACACUGUGGCUUCAUGGGAGGGCUUCAGAGGAACGGCAGCACAGGACACACUGCUCCCUACUACGCUACCUCCACGGUGGAAGUCAUCUUGCAUGUGUCCACACGCAUGCCGUCCAACUCUGACGACUGCCUCACCAAAAAGCUGCGUCACCUGGGAAACGAUGAAGUUCACAUAGUGUGGUCGGAGCACAGCAGGGACUACCGGCGCGGCAUCAUCCCCACUGACUUUGGAGACGUGCUGAUCAUCGUGUACCCCAUGAAGAACCACACGUUCUUCAUCCAGAUCAUGAAGAAACCACAGGUCCCUUUCUUUGGGCCUUUGUUCAACGGGGCCAUCGUAACUGGAACGCUGCUGCCCAGCCUGGUGCGCGCCACCUGCAUCAACGCCAGCAGAGCUGUCAAGUCCCGCCUGACGCUCUACCAGAGCUUCUAUGAGGAGCGUGCGCUUUACCUGGAGGCCAUCGUGCAGAACCACCGGGAGGUCAUGACCUUUGAGGACUUUGCCUCGCAGGUCUUCUCCCCUUCAACCAGCUACUACCCAAUGAGUGGGACAGGCUCCCUCAGUGGCAGCACGAGUGCUGAGCUCAGUGUUUCCGUAGGAACGGACCAUGUGGACCAGGUCUCUCCCACGAUGCCCCGUGCCACAAAGAACAGAGUUUCCGGAAAACUCCGCCGAUCAGCCAGCGCCAUAAGCAAAUCCUCCAACUGAGAUCUCUUGCCCAACCCACCCUCAAAACCUCCCGUUUGGCCUUCAUUACCGGUCCUGUUUUAAACCGUCAUACUGACCCCUUAUGACUGCAGUUUGGGGGUGUGCUUUGUUUGUUUUGUUUUGUGUGUGUCGUUUAAACCUUUAUCUGGAGCAUAUUGCACAUUUUAAUUUGUGGCAAUUAUUGAUUCUUUGAUACAUUUCCAGAUAUUUUGCUGUUGAACUGCAUAUUUGAGAUGAAGUUAUUGAAGUUUUUUCCAAUGUGGCUGCACUUUGUUUUGGAAGAAUCAAAGCUUCUUUUUAAUUUAUGACUGAUAAAUAGCACUACUCAGUACAGUGAUAAAACGAGGUAUGUAUAGCCAGGGACUGGAGUGAAAGAUCAUGUUAGGAGACUUGAAGUUGACCUAUCAUGAACAUUUCAAUAUUGUUUUUUCAUGCCAUAGCUGUUGAGCUGGUAGUUGACACUGCUGUAGAGGACAACUCUAAGAGGCUGAAAUGCUAGAGAAAUGGGAGACUGUCUUAGAUUGUAUUCUUGUGAAGAGAAGCUGCCGCGCAUAUAUAGUUAAUAUAUACUGUAAUAAAACAUUUCUUAUCGUCCAUAUGCAUUUUGAUAUGUCUGCCUUUUUGGUUUUCUCAUUGACCCCCCCCCCCCCUUGUGAUCCUGCUGUGUGAAACACUGAUGAUAGUCUUGCAAUGCUGUUGAUAGGAUGAUUUUUUUUAGGGUGGUGUGUUGUUGUUUGGUUUGUUGUUUGUCCUGGGUCUUGAGCCAUGGAAGCCUGUCUGUCUGCCUGGGUCAUACUCAUCCUCUUGUUGUGGAGAGGAGAAAGGACUGCGUCAUAGGAGGUGCUGCUCUAGCAUAAUGCUGCACCGUACCACACACUUCCUGGUUACGGACUGCUGUGAGUGUGUGCAGUAGGAGUCUGUUUUUAAUAGUUAUGAACCUGGAAUGGACAAUCAAUGAUGUCUUUCCAACAUGAGGUGAAUCGAAGCUUGUUUUUGUUUUUCUAUCUCUCUAAUGUCCUUUUUAAAUGGAUUCCGAUGGAUUUUGUCGUGCUUUGAUUUAUGCAACUCUGCUGGAAAUKAGAAAAUACUGCAUUUGUAAUUGUUUAGUGAUGUUACCCUGUUUAACCUGGGUUCAUAACCUGUAAUCCAAUAAGUUCCAUCUGUCUCUUCCUCUGCUAUAAUUUUCUUGUUGUCUUGUAAAGCUACAAAUAUGACAUUCCAAUGUCCCUACAGAUKAUAUUUUGCACUCACUGUCAUUGAACACUAGCAUUGAAUGUUUUUUUCUCUUUAUUCUUGGAUGUAAAUUGCUUUACAUUUUAUUUUAUGUGUUUGUUUCAGUGUGUGAGAGCAUGCAAAGUCAUAUUUGAAGACAUAUUUUGCUGUUGUGUUGUAUAAUGUAUACAUGUGCUGUUUAGAGGAAGACGUCGCCGGAGCCUCAGGUGAAUCUUAACUCCAUGCACUGUGUGUGUGUUUCUGAAGGAGCUUAUUGCAGUGCCUGUGUAAUAUCUGUCCACCAAUAUCCAUUCCUAGACCCCACCACUGUUAGACAUAAUUUGAUUUAUUUAGUUUUUCUUCAUUCCAAGAAGCAAAACGUGGACAGCUAGCUUUGCCUUCCUGUCUCACAUCUCUGUUAACUAGAGGGAGAGUGUUUCUCUCCCCCCCCCCAUUUGACUGUAAAGGUUGUUCUAGUCCUCACAAGCGUUUUAUAUGAACAGAUUGACUGGGUUUGGCCCACUUUGUUUAGUCUAUUUGAGGAGGUGCACUUUUCUCUCGGAAUUGGAAACAAAUGCCACCUCCUCUUUCCCAUGAUGCACCAUGAGUAACCUCAUGAAGCCGGUGGGGGUUUGGGAGUUAGAAGGCAUACCAGCGCUGAGCUCUGGCGAACCUCCUAGCAAUAGGCAGGUUGGCUCUGUGCUACCCACGCCCCCUCCUCCUCCCACCCAAACCUGCCGCUUUAGGUUGCCAUGGAAGCCAGGUGUUACAUAUACAUGAUGGAGGGCUGCAACACUGUCCGUCUGUUGCACUACUUUACCUUACCCGUACAUCUCCAUUUCCUUUCAUUUUGUUCUCUCGUUUUUUUGUGUCUUUCUUUCCCAAGCACUGAUUAAUAACAUAGGAGGCACGAAUGUCGAGUUUGUUCAGAGAGAAUGAAGUCCGUUUUUUGCAUUUGAAGAAUGUAUGCAAAUACUGACCUGAGUCAGAUCAAUGCUCUCACUUUCCCAAUAGCCACUGUAAAGAACUACCCAGAUAUUUUUACUGAUCUUCUUAUGGAGUUUAGAUUGUAGAUUUGAUGUUGUGGAUGGGAUCCCUGUUUUAUAUGGGAGAAUAUGGGCCUAAGGUGUUGUUUGGACCAGGGUAAGGAUUGUGUCUUACUCAGACUGGUUCAACUCAUGUAAAGCAACAGAUUUAGUGUCAAUUCUAGAUUUUGGUUUAGGAAUCCUGUACAUUGUGUCAAAUUGAGGGCUCCAGUCCUUAUGAAUAUACAUAUAUUAAUGCCUGUAAUAUAAUCUUUGUAUAAGAGGAAGAGGACGAUUUCAUCAUUACUUGUUAACAUAUCAAACUGUUUUUAAUGGCAGAAGUCAUGCUAUCUUUAUUAGAAAUGUGAAAAUCGAAAAUAUUUCAUUAAAUCAAUUUGAAAUUCUU
Molecule: messenger RNA, 9146 nt
Organism: Salvelinus sp. IW2-2015
Lineage: Eukaryota; Metazoa; Chordata; Actinopteri; Salmoniformes; Salmonidae
Source: RefSeq, a predicted model, not a curated record